Messenger RNA from Oreochromis aureus, 7884 nucleotides. RefSeq names its product cholinergic receptor, muscarinic 2a (gene chrm2a). The transcript is spliced from 3 exons. Lineage: Eukaryota; Metazoa; Chordata; Actinopteri; Cichliformes; Cichlidae. Bases 257 to 1765 code for a protein of 502 amino acids. Gene Ontology annotation, biological process: regulation of heart contraction; adenylate cyclase-activating adrenergic receptor signaling pathway. The record is from RefSeq and is a predicted model, not a curated record. Gene Ontology annotation, cellular component: plasma membrane. Gene Ontology annotation, molecular function: G protein-coupled acetylcholine receptor activity.
CUCAGACAUGCAACAGCGAUGCGAUGAAGCGGACCAAAAAGAAGCCACCAGCGUGACAGCAUAAAAGCAGUGGCCAUGGCUAUUAACCAUGAAGCUGGAGCCUGAUCAGCCAGUCUCUUCCAGUCAAACCAAGCUUCUCUGGUGCUACACUAAACGGACACUCAGAAUAUGUCAACCGAGCAUGAGAAAGCCCAACGGACUGCUUAACACUUGCUGUUCCAUCUGAGUAGGAGGUGGCAACAAAAGACCAAAUGCCAUGGAUGCAUUCAAUUUCACAUAUUGGAAUGCCUCUGAAGGCAAUGACACAGAAGUUGUGGAAGAGAGCGAAAGCGCCUACAAGACUGUGGAGGUGGUGUUCAUCGUGUUGGUGGCUGGUUCCCUCAGUUUGGUUACAGUUAUUGGAAAUAUCCUAGUCAUGCUUUCCAUCAAAGUUAAUAGGAACUUACAAACUGUCAACAACUACUUUUUAUUCAGCCUUGCAUGUGCUGAUCUCAUUAUUGGACUGUGCUCGAUGAACCUAUACACAGUCUACAUAGUGAUUGGCUACUGGCCCCUGGGGCCAGUGGUGUGUGACUUGUGGUUAGCAUUGGACUAUGUUGUCAGCAAUGCAUCUGUCAUGAAUCUUCUCAUCAUAAGCUUUGAUAGAUACUUCUGUGUCACCAAGCCCCUCACCUACCCUGUCAAAAGGACCACCAAAAUGGCAGGAAUGAUGAUUGCGGCUGCCUGGGUCCUGUCUUUCAUCCUAUGGGCGCCUGCUAUUCUCUUCUGGCAGUUCAUUGUUGGUGGGCGGACAGUGCCUGAGAAGGAGUGCUAUAUCCAGUUCUUUUCCAAUGCUGCCGUUACUUUUGGCACAGCCAUUGCCGCCUUUUACCUACCUGUCAUCAUCAUGAUUCAGCUCUACUGGCAGAUCUCCAGAGCAAGCAAGAGCCGUGUGAAGAAGGACAACCGGAAGCCAUCAGGAGUAAACCCUGAAUCUAUCUCACCAGGCCAGAGAAGAAACAACACUCCAAAAUCUAACAACAACAACGUACCAGGGGAAGAUGCGGGGCAUUCGCAAAGCCAGAAUGCUGCUGAUGGGGCAAACCAGCAUGAUGGAAAACUCCAGAAUGGCAAAGGGCCUUCCUCAACCACUGCUGAGGGAGAAACUGAAGGUGAUGAUGCAGCAAGGGAGAACUGUACUCCUGGAGAGGAGAAGGAAAGCUCCAAUGACUCAACAUCUGGCAGUGUGGUUGCUUCCAACCAGAAGGAUGAGGAACCAGCACCAUCCACAGCCAACUCCAGUCUCGAGACAAACCAGCCAAUCACACGUCAGCGAGCCAAAGCAGGGGGCUCCAAGCUGACAUGCAUUAAGAUCAAGACUAAAUCACCCAAAGGUGACUGCUACACACCAUCUAAUGCCACUGUUGAGAUUGUCCCAACCUCAGAGCGGCAGAACCAUGUGGCUCGGAAGAUUGUGAAGAUGACUAAGCAACCUCCAAACAAGAAGAAGAAAGCAGCGCCAUCACGGGAGAAAAAAGUUACCCGCACCAUAAUGGCCAUCCUGGUAGCGUUUGUUGCCACUUGGACUCCUUACAACGUGAUGGUGCUUAUUAACACGUUUUGCUCUAGCUGUAUCCCCAACACAGUAUGGACUAUUGGUUACUGGCUAUGCUAUAUCAACAGCACCAUUAAUCCGGCCUGCUACGCCCUGUGCAAUGUCACAUUUAAAAAGACAUUCAAACAUCUUCUUCUCUGCCAAUAUAAGAAUAUUAGGUCAGCCAGAUAAACACAGAUCGCUUGGGAGGAACCACAGAUGGAUGAGUCAUGUGUCUAUGAUUGUGUGUUUGUGUGUGUCAUCCAUGAACAUGUGUAUCUGUGCAUAUGAAAGAGGUUUGUAAGCAUCAUAAAGACUGCAAGGGUACGUUUGCAUCAUUCAGUCAUUAGUUUUCCAAAUUCUCUCAAUAACCGGUUGUAGCACUUUACACAAAUUCAACUGAAGCCAGUUGCAUUGAGAUAUGUUUUGCAGAAACAGUGUAGAUAAGAAAGGUUGUGAGGUAAACAAAAAAGGGUUACUGAAUGCUUAAAAAAGAAAGGGGGUCGGGGGGUGUAAAGCAGGGAAAAGGAACUGAUCCGAUGAAAAAUGAACAAAGGUAAAGAGCAGAGGAAUAUCUGUGCUAUAAGAAAACACAAGAAAUCUUCAAAAUGGGAAAAUAGGGCUGACUGAAUUUACAAACAUCAGAAGUUUGAAGUUCAGAAAAGAUACCUGUAGAUAACUGUAAAUAUCACUAUGUAAUUAUGUGUGUGAGUGCAGAAGUAGGUGCGUGCUGGCUCUGCAUUUGUGUGCACACUUGUGGCCCUCUGCCUGCCUUCUUUCUGUGAUCAUCAUCAUGACACCUCCAAUCACUCACAUAAGGACUCAAAGAGUUCCUAUUUAACAAUGAGCCCCUGUGGAAAUGAGUUGCCAUUAAUACAUGAUACUUACAUAAGACUUUUAAUGUUAAAGUUGCUCUUGGCAAGUUUGCACACUGGCAGGAACAGAUCCCAGUCAGAAAUAAUGUUGAGCUUAUAAGAUAGUUUGGCAAAGUUUUUUUGUUCUUUUUAAGAAUAAAAAUUGUACAUUUAAAAAAAAAAAAGCAUUUAAAAUCCACUGAAGCAGCUGAUAAAGAUUGAAAAUACUCAACAGCAAAACUUAAUUUGAACCAGUCAGAUAAAUCCAUUAUUCUGCUAAUUGAGGAUGGAUCCCCAUUGAGGAUGUAAAUAUGCUCAUUCACUUCAGUGAUGGAUGGGAAGACUAUUAGCACUCAUGUUUGUUGAGAUGAAAAUGGGACCAGGAGACAGUUGCUGUAGCUUAGUGUAGCAUAAAUAAUGGAAACAAGGGGGAAAUUGCUGAUUAACAUGCUCUGUCAUUUAAUCUGCACAAAAAUGUAAAUGCAAACUGCAACAAGGAGGAAGAGCUUCAAGUAGAGCGCUUGCUUCUUCAAAUUGAAAGAAAUCACUUGAGCUGGUUUGGGAAUGCCCUGCAGACCCCCAGAAAGGUUCAAGGUAAUCACCAAGGCGAGCAAGAUCUGCACAAUUUUGAGUUGACUGCCAUUCAUCCUGGAUCCAGAUAAGAGGUAGAAAAUGGAUCGGACUGGAUGUACAGAACAACGUGAUGUUUUCUGAAGGUAUAUGUAUGAUACUACCUGUUUGUUUUUGUCUCGGGGCAGUGAUUUUUGUCUUGCUGUCAGUGUGAGGAAGUCACUGCACACAGCCAAAGAGUAGUCUCAAAGAGUAGUCUGUCAUAUACCAUUACAAGGGAUAACUAAAAGGCUGUAGCUGAAAGGCAAACAAACAGACCCAACUGCAGUAGCUAUAAAUAGCUAUAAAAAAUAAAUUAAAAAUGUGGCAUAGCUUGUUCAGUCGCUCUUUUGUCGCUCAUGACAGCUAUGAAGAAAUGUGUUUUUGCUGUCAAGAUAUUCGCCGCUGAAAUGAAACGUCCUUCUCAGUGAGUGAAACAGGUGGUUGGAGCUCAGAGCUGUUUUUUAUUACCGUCUGUGGGAAGGCACUUUGUGUGUGCACAUGAGUGGGAGACGUCAUCUGAUCAUGCUGAUUAGUGGAUUGAUGUCACAGCGUGCUCUGUACUGUACUGAUGAUGAUUGCGAUUGUGAAGACCUAGGUGUGUGUGUGGGGUACACUUGUGUGUGGGUGUAUACAUGCGGAGUUUGUCUGUGCACUCCAUGAGUGGAGUUUACUUCUGAUCACAGGUCAUAGACUCGUGAUUUUUCUUUUUUUAAAAAGGGCUAUUUACAUCUUUUGUGUUUUGUGACCUUUUUUAUUUUACUACUGUUCAAUUAUUAUAAACACACACACUCAUAUACACACACGUACACUUGUGUUAAUGAAAUGAAAAAUGGAGAAAAAUAUCUUAUUCCAGCACAACAUGUUCUGUGUGCUCAUACAUGUCAUCCAUCACUUAAGCCUCAAGAUCCUCAUUUAUAGUAAUGUGCGCUCACCAGUUGAUCUGAUUAAUACGCAGGAGAAAUUGCCACGAGGAGGUUGCCACAUUGGCUGGUAGGGGGGCUUUUUUUGUAAAGAAUUACGCCUGCACCAAAUAGCUACUCAAGGCUGUCUCCUUAAAGAGAAAUCUGGGACAGAUCCUAUAAUGAAAACUCACCAUGAGGCUGAUCAGAUUAUGGGACGAUGUGGAACACCUACAUUUGAGAUUAAAGAUUGCCCAUUAUACGCUCAGCUUGCUACAAGCCCAUGCCCCACUUAGUGCUCCACUCAACCCUGAUCCUGUUAUAGUCUCUUACUCUUUUAAGGCCAUGAAUGUAAUGUACAUAUAAAUAUAUAUUUAUAUAGUCAUUAUCAUAUAUUAUUUCAUUGUAUUUUUCAUUUUUCUCAAUGUAUCACCUUACUUCCAGCUACUACACCACUGAUUUAUGCUCUGUUCAUUUCAAAUCAGUCCAUAUAUAUAUUGCAGAUUCACCAUAUUUCAAGGUGCUUUAUACUUUAAGGUAAAAAGUUAAUAAUCCACUAUGAGCAUACGCUUGCUGGGGAAGAAGAACUGCAUUUCAAAAGGAGAGACUUCAAGCAGCAGUAUGCAUUCUGCCACGAUCAAGUGGGGAAAGGGGGAAGAGAUUAAACAAGAAGGUCAAAGCACAAAAUUACAGUGCAGAGGAGAGUAGUGAAAGUUUGGAGUUACUGUCUUUUAUGGAUACUUCUAUUCAAAUGACUUUCAGAGACAUUAGAAGGUUAGAAAUAAUGAUAUUUAGUUCAAAUUAUAAUUUGCCUUUCAUCAAAGAAUCAUCAAUUUUCACAUUCUCGCAGGCAUUUGACAAUCUAGUGGCCAGUUUGCCUAGUUAAUCUGGAAAUGUGUUACACCCCAUGCUCCUUGAAGCAACCCUCACAAGUUAGAUUGACUUGAUGGCACUGUUUAGGUGUCAUACAGUCAAACUGUUCCUGCAGCUGCUCAGCAGGUCUGGGAUCCAGUGAUUUUGCUGGACUCUGCAUCGUAGACAGAACACCCGCUGACUGCCUCUAUUCUCGAUGAAGUGAUUGCCUGCCUUGCCCAGAAAAUCCUCACAGUUCUUUCAGCAUCCAUGAAAGAUGGCAUCAAGGGCUCCCACAGCAUCUUUCCAUUUGUUCUGCAUCUUCUAAAUCUUCUUCUUUUUCACCAAGACACCUGAACCAUAACGCUCUGAUAUAGGUCAUGGUGUCUUAGUGGUGCAUUCAUAUGUAUUUAUCUUUUAAUAUUGGCACAAAAUGUUUUGUCAUUCUUUUAAAGUUCUCAGUAGAAAUAUAAAGUAGUAUAAAACGGAAAAAAAUUAAACCACCUCAGAAUUUUACUUUUGAAGUUUGAGCAACAGAAGGAAAAAAAAACAUAAACCCAACUGGUCCAUAUUUAUCUAAACACCUCCAGCAGGAACUCAGACGUCCAUCAGAGCAGCCAUCCUUUUCGAUGAUAAGUGGAGCCAUGUCUGUCUGACAUCUGUCACACAUCUUAGAAGUGAGUAAAGAGCCUUCCAGAAUAACUGAUUAAUCUUUGCUAAGCUGUCGUUUGAGUGAUACCAGCAGGAGACUAAGUGGCUCACAGCUCAAGUGGUGGUCUAGGGGUCUCAGCUUGAGCAGCUGCGUAGGUGUUUGAUGGAAAGCGAUGGCAGUUUAUCACCUCCUGGAGCGGGAAAAGGGCAAAAUGCAUCCAACAAAACAAAUGUGUGUAUUUGAACAUUAGGGCCAUUAAGCCAUUUCACUCAUCCUGGUCUUGUUGCCAAGUUGUCAAACACUUGAGAACUAAAAGAUGUUCUUGUAUUAGGGCUUGACUGGAAAUGGUCAAAGUGUGUGGGGGUUAGGUGAGGAAUGUACCCUUAUGACAGAGAGAAAGUGCAACACGUAGUGACAGUGAAAGAGUACAGCUGUCAUCCAUAUAACGGAGAAAGCAAGCUGAUGGCUCCAAGGUGUUCUUUGUACAUGUGAAACAGCAGAUAAUCGUGGUUACGAGAGGGGCUGAGUGAGACAUAGAAAGGGCGGAGACAGUAGGGUCUGUUCAGUGACAAAAUCCAAAGCUAGAGGAUCACACUGCAGGUGGACCAUGUUUGGAGAAGUCCCAGUAAUUCUCGGCAGGUCAGCCAAAGGUUUUCCUGCAAGAAUUUUAGUGUCCCGGUCCCAAACCUGCCACUGUAUGUAAACAGAGUGACACGGCACCGUUUACUGUUGCUCCUGUGCUUUUAUUUCAUCUCAUUCUCAUGCCGUGCAAACGCAAUUCAUAGUUUCUCACUGUUUUCAAGCAUUUUAGCUUUUAUCAGUGAUUUCAAAUGCAUUUAUGCUCACAUACGUAUCUUGAUGUCCAUGACCAAAAUAAACAUAGUCUCUCUCUCUAUAUUGUAAUAGUCAUCAUAUCAUGUUGUGCCGUCAGAGCUAGCUGGGCUCCUGUCCAUACGGCUUAUGUCAAAGGGCUACAUUCCUUUUUUAAGGAGUACAUGUGACACGCAACGUUUAUCAGAGACAACUUUAAAUUUGAGGUUUCUCUGGCUUCACUCUUGGGGCCGUUGCUGAGAAUAAUCUCAACAGUCUUGUGCAACCAAGCAGAUACGAAGACGCAGCAGCUUGUGCAUGCUGUGAGAUUUUAUUCAGAGACCGAAAGUUUAUAUCGCCGGAUUGUACAGAGCAAUUUGAAGUGCCUUAUCCAGAAUGACAUAAACAAAUUGCUCUUUUAUCCUAAAAUCCCUGUUGCUUCUUCGGAGUGUCUGGCCUGAAAGUUGUGGAUUGUGCUUCUGUUGCACAUUAAAGAGCGUGUUUUUCAGCCUUCCUGAUUUUAUUUAUUUAUUGAUAUUAUUUUGCCAGCUCUGGGCUACCAUCACUAUAAUUUUUACGUUAACAGCCUGUUUCGACUGAACAAGCUAAAGAAUUGAAAUGAUGUCGAAAUAUCCACAGCUAAACCAGUUUGCAGGCACAGUGGGCGUUUUUUAGUGGACUGCCAAUCCUUUAUGUAUGUAUUCUAAAUCGUCUUCAAAGGCUUUGUACUUUUACAUGCAAAACCUAUGUGUGUGUCAUUACGUUGAGAUCAGGGGUCAUCAUUCAUUUGUGUGUGUGUGUGUGUGUGUGCAUGCACCUUGCUGUGUGGUGGUUUAUUUUUUUUCUAACUGGCAUCCUCAGCAUGAACACAUCAGACUGGAUAAAAUAUCAUAACGCACAUCAGGGCAGAUUCAGGCAUUACCUAUUUCUUUGUCAUCACUUCUUUCUCUUUAAACAGUCUUUAAAUCUUUAAAUCAGUCUUUAAAAGUCUUUCAACAGCAAAAAGCUUCCAAAGACUCACUGAGACACAGAAUCCCAUGGAAGAGAUAUGAUAUACAUACAUUUUCUAUCACAUUUUGUAAAUCUGAACCUUUUAUCAUUGUACAAAGUACAAAUAUAGUAUUACAAAUUAGAACUUGAUCAGUGUACAGCCAGGGUUUUUUUUUUGGUUAAAAAAUGAUUAAUAAAAAUCUAUAAAGAUGUGAAUAUUAUAAACUGUGUUUCUAAGAUUAUAUAACUGCAAAGGUAGAAGGUAUAAAUAUGUGCAUUUCUGGAAUGCGUCAUUUGAAGAAAUGGAUUCUUGCCUUGGGAACCGAGUGACUGAAUCCAAACUUUUACACACUGGAAAACGUUCCAGGGGAUUUGAAGAAUGACUUAUGCAGCCAGAAAGAGGGGAAAAAAAAGAGCAAUCCCCAAGAAGGGAAACCGAGGAUGGGGACAAAAGCUAAAACUAGUUUCAGUGUGGCCGAAAGCUCCGAGGCAAGGGUUUCAUUUUGAUUUCACCUGUAAAUUUAUAAGGCUUCACACUUACCUUGAGAAGAAGGUGGUUCACCUGCUAUCUUGCUAGACACACUUUACAACUUUUUGCAAUUUUAACAUCAUGGGAAAAAUGUGUUCUGUAAAAAAAAAAAA